Messenger RNA from Dendrobium catenatum, 4498 nucleotides. RefSeq names its product protein PHOSPHATE STARVATION RESPONSE 3. Lineage: Eukaryota; Viridiplantae; Streptophyta; Magnoliopsida; Asparagales; Orchidaceae. The transcript has 6 exons. The coding region runs from base 2979 to 4238 and encodes 419 amino acids. The record is from RefSeq and is a predicted model, not a curated record. Gene Ontology annotation, molecular function: DNA binding; DNA-binding transcription factor activity.
GUCACUAUUAUUUUCUUUUGGUUUCUGUUAUGGUUGCACUGCCGGUGAUGAAUUAAAAUUCAUAGCUGACCUUGCGGAGGCUUUUGCUCUUAAACUCGUUGUUGAAAUGCGAAAUUUCAACAAGAUUAUGAAAAAACAAAUCAAUUUCUUUGUUUUCUUGCAUGUAGAUUUUUCUGAUUUGGUUUGUUAUCACCGGUUUCUGCUUUCAAUUUUUUUUUUAUUCUUGCAUUAAACUAAUAUUUUUUAGUUGAUUUGAACCCUUUUCCAUCUUUUUGAAAGACUAAUGAUAGUGCCAUCCUUCAGUGAAUUUCAUAUUUUAUUCUCUGAAGUGCCACGGCCUCUUACUAUUGGCUUCAUAUCUCUCUAGGAAUAUAUAAGAGGUUACAUUAUGUUUUGAAUCUAUGCUCCUACUUGUAUGAGAAGUAAAAAGACUAUAUCUUUACUCAAUUAUUAUUAGAGUGCAAGAAAAUAUGUAUAUAUAGGCGCAUGAAGAGAAUAAUAAAAGAAAAUACGAGGAGAAUAUCCUCAAUGGUGUGGAUAUAUUAAACAAUAAAUAUUAAAGAUUUCUACUAUAAAUAUAACACACGUGAUGAUUUAGAUAUGAUAACAUUCCUUUGCACAUUUAAGGUGGAAUAAAAAAUGUCAACUUGGGUUUGGAAAUUAUAAUUAUUGUAGAGGAAAGAGGAAAUACUACACAAGUACUAGGAUUGAUAGGCUUUGUGGUUGGAGAGGGCAUCGACAAGUGACACCAAAUAGUGAAGGCAAGAGGCUCAUUUUGGGAGAUGACAUUGGGAGUGACAUGUGUGUUCGAGCUAGUUGGUGCAUGAUGACUAGGGAGACAAAGGCUAGGAAGGUGCUAUUGUAGCAAGACAUAUAGGGGUUCACUGUUUAGCAAUGCUAAAUCAAUAUGUAGAAUGAACUCUCACGAGGGACGUGCAAAGAACACAAUAGGGGUGUAUGGAAAAAUGAGAUCCAAUGAUGGUAACACGAGAUGAGGUGAUGGAAAUGAGAGGUUCGACAAUACGAGGAACUUUGUUGCUUUUGAAUAUGGGUGCACUUAGUGGUGUUGGGGUGUUGAUUCAAUGGCUUGACAUUUGAAAGGGGUGCAAAUGGUUUAGUUUGUAAGGUUAGUUGGUGGUACUUGACAACACGAGAGGCAACAUUUCUGUGGAUAGGCGAUCGAUUUCAUCUUGAUGAACAUGUGGUUGAUUGCUUAAGAUAGAAUAAAAGUGAUUCAACUACUUACUUGGACAAAAAUAUUUCCUUGCCGAAGCGAGAAAGAAAGGAGAGAGCAUGGAGUUUGGCUAUGUGGAAAGCUUAAGGCAUGGAGGUUAAGUUUGAGGGAGAGUAGAUGGGUUUGGUUAGCUGCUUUUGAGGGAUGAGAUAGAUGGGUUAGUUUUUUUGUUUAAGCAUGUGGACAUGAAGUAGGAGGCAAGGUUGGGGAUAUGGUAAGGUAGUGAAGGAGCAGAUGUUAGGGAAUGAUUUACAAGGGCUUGGCCACAAUAGAUUUUCUAUAAAAUGAGAAAAAGGUUAGAGAGAGGAGAGAGGGAGGAGAGAAGAGGAAUUGGAUUAAGGCUCAAAAGGGGGGACGAGGAGGGGUUGGUUCUGUUGGAUGAUGCAGAGGUAGGGAAAAAAUGCAACAUUAUGGUAGAGAUGGUUGGUUUUAACAUGUGAAUGAGGUGCUACUAGGUGCAGGUGGUUACGGUCAUGAAUAAGAAAUGUGAGGUGUAGUACUUGGGAGUUAGAUCAAGAGGGGAGGUCUCUUAGUAGUUGUAGAAAUUGGAAUGAGAGGUUUUUGGCUAGAUGGCUCGAAAAGAUGGGGAAGGUGAUGGGCUACUUGAAGGGAAUAGGUAAACUUUAAGAUGAUGGUUUUUUGUAAUCAUUUUCUAGCUGGGAGAGAGGUAAGGUGAGAGGUCCGCUAUUGGUUUGGGGCAAGGAAUAAGAGGUCAAAGGCAAUUGAGGAGAUGUUGAUAAGUUGAUUUUGGUAGGGUUGCUUCUGAAAGGUUUAAAGGAGAGGAGACAAAAGGUGAUGGCUUGAGCUACUUAAUGGGAUAAGGAGAUAGGUGAUGUUGGCAUUUAUUUGGCUAGUGGUGAGUUUAUAGAGAGCUUAAGAUCCACGAGAUGUUGGGAUUGUUGGUGACAUGCUGUAAAGGGUGUGUAGAAGAAGCUGUUGGUUGUUGAAGAAUAGAAUUAUAAGGUUUUCUGGUAAAAUAGUUGCCUAUAGGUUGAAAUGAGGAGGAGAGAUUUAUGUGUGAGAUCGGAGAGAAUAGAGAUUUGGUCUGCUUUGUGAGCAAGUGGUGGCAAUGUUGAUUAAGGAGAGGUGGUGGUGGUUCUGGUUUGUUGGAGGAGAUGUAGGACAUAUAAAAUAGCUGCAUCUUUUCUUAAUUAACGUUUCAGUAAAAGCAAAUAUGCGCCUAUAUAUAGCUACACAAAAUGAAUAAUAAAGGAAAACACAAUGUGAAGUAUAUCCUCAAGAAUCUAAUACAGUAAUAAAUACUAAAGAAUUCUUCUUUAAAUAAUUAUCACAUGUUAUAGAUUAGAUAUGAUAAUACCUAAUGCUCUUUGAGCACAACACAUUCCAUUCAAUCUUCUUCAUUCUCUUUUCAUUCUGUAUUCUUUGUUGUUUUCUCAGUACGUGUCAUUUCUAUUUUUAUUUUAGUGCUCUUUAAGAAUGCAUUCUUUAUCUCUAUCUUUAUCAGAAGUAAUUAGACUAAAAUGUGAUUAUUCCCUUAACUUGUUUUCCUCCAUAUCUUCAAUAUGAAGCUUAAUGGAAUAUAAGAAAUAGAUUCUUCUUGUGGAACCUUUGAAAUUUGGCAGCAGUGUGGGCAGCUUGCUUUUUUCUGUCAGGUGGUGCAUUAUUUGUUUUAAUAUAAAUAAAAGCCAAGAAAUAAUAAGUUUUUGAUACCCGGCAGUUUGUUGUUACUCCUUUGUUGUUUCUCAAGUUUAUUGACGUUUCAAGUAGCUUCAUAUUGUUCUAAAUGAACACUAAGAAGAUUGGAUGCCAUGAACCUACCUAUGGGUCAUCAAAUUGCUCCUCUUCUGAGUUUGUAAACCCUUCUUGUGAAAAAUUUAAUUGCCCCUCUUUGUUAUUCGAUUGUAGUCCAUGGAAAAACAAUCUCAACUCCUCAAAUCUCUUUUCUUAUUCUGAGGAAGGCUCAGCAAUGCCUCCUUGUCAUAGCUCAAGUGCUUUUCCCAACUCUAUUGGAUCCACCACGUCUAGCUUUUCUUCUGCUGAAUAUUUGAUGGAUUUUCCUCAGUUUGAGCACCAAGUUAGCUACCCAUCGGUAUCAUAUCAGCCACCCAUAAAUUCCUUAGAUUUCUCAGUCCAUGUUUCUCCGGUUUCAAAAUUCUCUCUCAGACCAGAGAAGAAAAGAGAUGUUUCUCAUUCAUGGGAGACAUUGGAAUCAGAUGUCAGGUUCCCUUUACAUGAAUGUGGAAAUUCUGCAGUUUGUGAUAAGAGGCAAAAGCUUCUUUACAGAAAUCAUCAAGAUAUUUUGGCUCAAUUGGUUGCUCAAAGCACUGAAGAAGGACUUGAUUCCAACUUGAAUAAAAGACAGUUAGUAUCAAGUGAAACGGUUAAUAGAUCUUCUGUCGGAUACAAUCUUGAAAACGCUUUGAUGAGAAGUCCAAAGUUCCAGCUUCAAAAUGUUAAGAAACACUCAAAGGCCCCCAUAGUUGUUCCUAUUACUUCAUACAAUCCUAAUUCAGGAAGUUUUGUUCCUAGUAAAACACGAAUUAGGUGGACACCAGAUCUUCAUGAAAAAUUUGUUGCAUGCGUGAAUUGCCUUGGAGGCUCAGAGAAGGCGACUCCAAAGGGUAUCUUAAAACUGAUGGAUUCUGAUGGAUUGACAAUCUACCAUAUCAAGAGUCAUUUGCAGAAAUAUCGAAUUGCCAAAUACCUGCCUGAGUCUUCUGAAGGGAAAUUUCAGAGGAAAGCAUCAGCUAAUGAAUUGCAGCCGCUUAGAAUCACUGAAGCUCUCCAAAUCCAGCUAGAAGUUCAAAGGCAUCUUCACGAGCAGCUAGAAAUUCAAAGAAAUCUGCAAAUGAGAAUUGAAGCUCAGGGCAGGCAGCUUCAGAAGUUAUUCAAAGAGCAAAUGAAACCAAAUAAAAAUCUCACUGAAGCUCAGGACCUGGAAGACUUCUUUCCUGCUAAACACCAAGAAACAGCUCAAGAUGUCCAGUUUUUUGUUCUAGGAGAAGAUCAUCAAAACAACCAUUUUACAUCAAAGAUCAGUUAGUCUGGGCUUCUUGGCCAGUAUGUCAUUCGCAAGUGUAAUUCAUUGUGAACAAACUAUAAGAAAAAAAAAAAGAAAAAGUUAAGCUUGGAUUGUAACAUAUAUAUAGUUCUUUGUAUUUUUCCAUCUUGUGAAAAGGCAAAUGUUUGAAUGCAACCACAAAAUGUCAAAAGUUAGUAAAAGCUGGUGAUAACAGUUACUUUUAUAUGUUCAUGUCUCAUGGAAAACAAACGCAUCUUGCUCCUGCUUUCAGAUUGGUAUCA